CAGGGACAGAGAAGCUUGUGCUCACGUUGCUUCUGUCAGCUGCUUUUACUUAUUCAAAGACGGUCUAUAGUUGUUCGCGUCCUCCUCAGCAGGCUGAUAGAGAUGUCCGCUCCUCCUGCAGACGAUGUUGUCAAACAGUGGGAGAGCGAGCAGGCUCAUCUCAGGCAGCAGGUGGUGGAGGAGGACACUGAGGACUGGCAGACGAAUCCAGACUUCUCAGGCCUGGAGAGAGUCGGAGGAGUGGACCUCUCCUUCAUCAAAGGGGAUGACGUGAACGCCUGUGCCCAGCUCGUGGUCCUCAGCUACCCUGACCUGGAGCUGCUGUAUGGGGACAGUCAGAUGGUGAUCCUGACGGCCCCCUACAUUGCUGGCUUCCUGGCAUUCAGAGAGACCCCAUUCCUCCUCGAGGCUCUGCAGCGGCUGGAGAGGAACCAGCCCGAACUUCUGCCUCAGGUGGUGUUUGUGGAUGGAAAUGGUCUCUUCCACUACAGAGAGUUUGGCCUUGCAUGUCACCUGGGAGUGCUGUCAGGGCUGCCAUGUGUCGGUGUGGCCAAGAACCUGCUACAAGUGCAGGGUGUCUACAAGAGUGAGGAGCACCAGUCACAGAUAGCUGCUCUGCAGAAGGGAGGAGACAGCUUCCCACUCACAGCCGCCUCAGGCAAAGUGCUUGGAAAGGCAUUGCGAAGCUCCGACAAGAGCUCUAAGCCGGUGUAUGUGUCUGUUGGCCACAAGAUCAGUGUGGACACAGCUGUACGCCUAACACAUUCCUGCUGCCGCUACCGGGUUCCAGAGCCCAUCAGACAGGCUGACUGCCGCUCAAGGGAAUACCUUCGCACACACUUCCCAGCUGCAGAUACAUGAAACAAGGAAUGGGGUUGCAAAUGCAGUGAAGGAUCUCAAAAACUCUGAAGACAAGCAAUACAGAAGGCCACUAAGAAGUCCAUCCCAUGUGUGUGUGUGGGUGUGGGUGUGUGUGUGUGUGUGUGUGUGUGUGUGUGUGUGUGUGUGUGUGUGUGUGUGUUUUCCAGUACGAGAGAGUGAGUGCUUGUUGUAACUUUCAUGUGCUUUUAAAAGUGCAGCUGUUUUAGUCCUUGCCAAGACAACGUCAGAUUAACUGUAUCUUUUUAUGCACUGGCCCUAUAUUUAAAGUGGAUAUGGGUCAGACUGGCUCUUUUUAUACACUGUUCUCAUUACAUUUUUGGGUCACUCAGCUUUUUACACUGCGAGCCUUGUAAAUAAAUCAUAAAAGU
Molecule: messenger RNA, 1250 nt
Organism: Epinephelus fuscoguttatus (brown-marbled grouper)
Lineage: Eukaryota; Metazoa; Chordata; Actinopteri; Perciformes; Serranidae
Product: endonuclease V-like
Exons: 9
Coding region: 103-861 (252 amino acids)
Biological process (GO): DNA repair
Cellular component (GO): cytoplasm; nucleolus
Molecular function (GO): single-stranded RNA binding; RNA endonuclease activity producing 5'-phosphomonoesters, hydrolytic mechanism
Source: RefSeq, a predicted model, not a curated record